This is a messenger RNA of Kickxella alabastrina, 705 nucleotides long. RefSeq lists its product as uncharacterized. The record is from RefSeq and is a predicted model, not a curated record. The transcript has a single exon. Lineage: Eukaryota; Fungi; Kickxellomycota; Kickxellomycetes; Kickxellales; Kickxellaceae. The annotation marks the transcript as partial.
GACAGCCCGGGAUCACAGCGUCGGCGCAGCCUCAGCCGUGUUGACCCGUACCCGGUGGAGCAGGUUGUCGAGCUGUGCGUAAAGUAUGGGUUCGAUCUGACGGUCAAGCUGCUAUACGGCCUCAUGCACCGCUUCGAUCGCGAGAGCGUGUCGGAGGCGGCCGAUGUUUUUGCCUCACUGACCGCCAUUGUCAGCGAGGGGCCCAGCGUGGUCAAGUCCCAGUUUGAUGGCCCACCGGCCGCAACCAUGUGCGAGUGGGUGCAGGCAACGAUUGCUCAGAUCCCUGAUGCCAAUUACUCUGCCGCGGACAAGCAGGACAUUUUGCAGGAGCUGUCGGAGCUUAUUCAAGCCCGGAAUUGGCCCAAGGUCCGGAUUCUCAUUAGCGACUUUGCGGCGGUUUUCUGGAGACGCAAUGCCAGCAAGAAUUAGACUAUUUGGCGAAAGAAAGAUAUUGAUUAAGAAUUGUUUUCUAUAAAUAAAGUACUACAAAAAAAUUACUUUCAAAAUUCCAAUACCUCAACGACAAGCCCGCAGGCCGUGCAUUUCUGCUCUUCGCUGCCGUCUUCGUCGCAAUUACCGGUUGACUCGAACGUGUGCUCGUGCUCCAUUUCAAGGUUAAGCUUUUUACUGCGAGUUUUCUCGAACUCCUCGACGCGCGUACGGCGACGGAGAUCUAACAAAAAUAAUUAAAGCGAAGAAUAAAAU